This is a messenger RNA of Castor canadensis (American beaver), 1209 nucleotides long. RefSeq names its product transcription elongation factor A like 8 (gene Tceal8). The record is from RefSeq and is a predicted model, not a curated record. NCBI's taxonomy places the organism in Eukaryota, Metazoa, Chordata, Mammalia, Rodentia, Castoridae.
CGACCCUCACGUGACCAGGAGUCGACGUGUGCAGAAGUCCUUCUAGUCCAGGCCCUGUUUCCCAGUAGUAGUCCCCUUUUGCUGGAGGAGAAAAGUGCCCCGGAUCCUUUCAGGACUCUUGGUCUUUUGGGCGCGACUCAAACCGAAGUGAGGGAAGAGAGGAAAACCCCUGGAUUUGUACAGGAUUAAUUUAUUCAAGAAGGAAAUAAUAAAAAUACGCAACAUGCAAAACUCUAGUGAAGAAAAUGAAGGAAAACCACAGAACAUGCUAAAAGCAGAGGAGGACCGUCCUUCAGAUGAUGUACCACAGGAGGCAGAAGGAAAUCCUCAACCUUCCGCUGAAGCUGUAAGCCUGGAGGCAGAAGGAAACCUGAGAGCAGGGCCAGCUCAACCUAGCCAGGGAUUUAAAGAGGACACUCCCGUUAGGCAUUUGGACCCUGAAGAAGUGAUAAGAGGAGUAGAUGAGUUGGAAAGGCUUAGGGAAGAGAUAAGAAGAGUAAGAAACAAGUUUGUGAUGAUGCAUUGGAAGCAAAGACAUUCACGCAGCCGUCCUUAUCCUGUGUGCUUCAGGCCUUGAUUUUUUUUUUUGUCUGGUAUUGAAAUCUGGCUGCUGCUUUCUUUCUGUUAGCAUUUUCUGAUGUAUUUUUGACCUUCAUUUUACUUUUAAUUACCUGGUGGUAUUUUGUUUUAGGUAGAUUCCUUGUUACCAGCAUCUCAUUGGAUUUUGGAUUUUGACCCAUUUUCCAGGUUUAUUUUUCAGUUGAAAAAUUUCAGACAUAUGCAUGGAAAUAAUGUUCAUUCCAUAUUGUACAGUAAAAUAUAACAGGUUACAAAGCAGCAUAUUUAGUGUCUGCUCACAUAUAUAAAAUAAAAUUCCAAAGUGUGUGUGUUUGUGGGCAUGUGUGCAUCAUACAUAUGUAUCUCCAAAACUUAACUGCUUAUUUCUGUGUGGUGUGAAGUUUUAUUCUUGUUCUGCUUUUUUUUUUUUUUUGCUUAUGUGUAUUUUUUAAUGAACACAUGUGUCUCACACACACAAAAGAGUUGGGAUUUUUUAUAAGCAAGAGUCAAUAAAAAAUAAUUUGCAACCAGCUUGUAAGGGCAAUGGGGCACCUAAACUCUUGAUGAAAGAACUAUUAAAAAGAAAUGUAAACCUCAAAUUACCUCUGAAUCUCUUAGCCAGAGGAAUAAAACCGGCAAUCAUUACAGAUA